AUGCAGACCCUCAGCGAAGCAUUGUUGCACAACAAUCACCCUGCUCCACCUCCACAGCCUGCCGGGCAUAGAGAUGUUGGACGCCUUGUAUCGGUCCAUGGACCUCCGACGUUCGUCGGUGAGGAAGACCCCGUUGUUCUCGAGGAGUGGGUUCGGACGUUCGAAAAGAUCUUCUCGGUUGUUGGGUGCCCCAAGGAGCGUCGAGUGGAGCUAGCAUCGUUCUACUUCAGCCAUGAAGCCGACUUGUGGUGGGUGCACGAGGGACCCGCUUGUCUUGAGGAGCCCGGCUUUGACUGGACGGCCUUGAAGGACCGGAUGCGAGAGCGGUUCUACCCGGCACAUGUUCGAGCCGCGACGUAUGAGGAGUUUCUGCACCUCUGGCAAGGUUCUUCGACGGUGGUUGAGUACCACAAGAGGUUUCUGGAGCUCACUCGCUUCGCUAGGAUGCUUGUUCCCACCGAGCUCGCGAAAGUUGAGAAGUUCGUAGCCGGUUUGAACUACGAGGCUCGCAAAGCUUUGACCGUGAGCAAGCCGAGGACUUUGAAGGAGGCUUACUUGAGUGCCGCGGACUUGUAUCGGGUGCAGCAGUUGCAACGCGGAUCUUUUGAGCUUGCUAGGAAGAGGAACGAGAGUGGAGGAUCUUCCAACUUCAAGAAACCAAGGCAGGAUUUCUGA
Ipomoea nil (Japanese morning glory) is the source of this 675-nucleotide messenger RNA. RefSeq lists its product as uncharacterized. Bases 1 to 675 code for a protein of 224 amino acids. The transcript has a single exon. The record is from RefSeq and is a predicted model, not a curated record. Lineage: Eukaryota; Viridiplantae; Streptophyta; Magnoliopsida; Solanales; Convolvulaceae.